AUGGAUUAUCAGAAACAUCUAAAGAUACUGAAAGAGACCCUGGAAUAACAUAAGAUUACUCCAGAAAACUUAAGAGAAAAAAGAAAGUCCUUCAAAGAGUUUCCAAAACAAAUAAACAAUAGAGUAGUUGAUGCCUUUUAAUCAUUUGCUCCUUUUGAUAGAGCACCUGUUUGGAUGAUGAGGCAAGCAGGUAGAUAUCUACCAGAAUAUAGAGAAAUUAAGGCUGAAAUGGAUUUUUUUGCUACUUGCCAAAAUCCAUUUAUUGCUGCUGAAAUCACCUUAUAACCAACAAAACAAUUUGAUAUCGACGCAGCAAUCAUUUUUUCAGAUAUUCUGGUUUUGCCUAAAAUGAUGGGAAUGGAAAUCACAAUCGAAGAAAAGAAAGGACCAGUCAUUGCAAAUCCAUUGGUUACUCCAGACGAUAUUCAAAAGCUUCAUCCUCCCAACCCAGAGCAUUUAGAACACGUUUAUGAUGCACUAUUCUUGACCAGAUUGGCAUUACAAGGAAAAUGUAAUCUAAUAGGAUUCUGUGGUGCUCCUUGGACUGUCUUUGCAUACAUGGUAGAAGGAGGAUCUAGCAAAUUAUUCUCAAAAGUUAAGAAAUGGCUCUAUUUAUAUACAGAGGGAUCCUUAUAGGUUUUAGAAUUACUAGCAAAAGAAAGUGCCAAAUAUUUAAUCAAUCAAGUUAAAUAAGGUGGUGCUUAAGUUGUUUAGAUAUUUGACUCUUGGGCAGGUCAAAUUCCAGCUUUGGAUUACAUAGAAUUUAUUAUUCCUUCUUUAAGAAUUUUGUUUGAAGAUUUCAAGAAAGAAUGUCCUGAUACUCCUUUGAUAAUGUUCUCCAAGGAUUAAAAUGAUAAAAAGGUUAUUAUUGAAUUUUUAAAAUUGACUUAUAACGACAAACCAUUGGUUGAUGGAUUUCAAUUAGAUUCUAAUGUAAGUGAUGAAACACUUAUUAAAAUCAUAGAAGGAAAUAGAACCAUAUAAGGAAAUUUAGAACCAGGAGUGUUAUUUGGAAAUCCUGUUAUUAUAAAGAAAAGAAUUUCACAAAUGAUUGAGAAGUUAUAGACUACAAGAAGGUACAUUGUAAAUUUGGCACAUGGACUUACUCCAGAUCAUGAAGUUGAAAAAGUCAGGUUGUUCGUAUAAGAAUCGUAGCGUCAAUCCAAAUUAUAUAAAGCCAAGGAAAUUUUGGAAUGAAUUUUCGAUUCAAUCAGUCAUCUAUUCAGUUUAUAAUUUAUAUCA
This is a messenger RNA of Paramecium tetraurelia, 1242 nucleotides long. RefSeq lists its product as uncharacterized. Gene Ontology annotation, molecular function: uroporphyrinogen decarboxylase activity. Gene Ontology annotation, biological process: heme biosynthetic process. Gene Ontology annotation, cellular component: cytosol. Lineage: Eukaryota; Ciliophora; Oligohymenophorea; Peniculida; Parameciidae. The record is from RefSeq and is a predicted model, not a curated record. The transcript is spliced from 5 exons.